AGAUUCGAUUCGAACGUUCCCGUAGAGUCACCGGAAACGGUGAUAAGGACAGCGCCUCAGGUGCGUAACUACGCACCUGAAUGCCAGCGCGGCCGGUCAAGCAGACCUCGCCCAGGAGGUGCUGCCGCCCUUUAUCCAUAUGAGGCUGUCGCCUCAACAAUUAGAAUCCUUCUUUUUUUGAUGUGAAACAUCUAUAGGCGGACCCCUAAACUGAAUCGUUAGCGUGGCGAAACUUGCCGUGGCGAGCAUUCGCCAGGCUAUACUAAGGUAUGCCUAUCUAUAUUCUGUGUAAUAGAGUGGACGGUGUGCGGAUGGGCCGCCACGCUAUACUGAGGUAUACCUAUAUAUAUUAUGUGUAGUAGAGUGUACGGUGUGGCUUCUCACGCAGUUCCACGUGGUUCUUUAUACGGUACAGAUAACCUGUGUUUUAUGUAAUUUUUUAUUUCAAUUUUUGAAAAUAAAAUAUGUGUGAUAGUGAUAACUUAGAAGAUCAAAGUGAUCAACCGUGUGCAAAGAAAGAGAAACUAGACUAUGGCAUACUACCAAGUCAUCAUUCUCAACAAUCUGCACAGGCAUCACAAAAUAUUAUUAUUGAAACUGGACGCCAUCCUGAUCAGUUGAACACAAGGCAUACCAUCAAUGUUGUGUAAGACUUUACUAAUCGAAUAGUACGAGACUAUUUUAAUUUUUGAUGUGAAACAUCUAUAGGCGCACUCCUAAACCGAAUCGUUGGCGUGGCGAUACUUGCCGUGGCGAGCAAUCGCCACGCUAUACUAAGGUAUGCCUAUCUAUAUUCUGUGUAGUAGAGUGUACGGUGUGGCUUCUCACUCAGUUCGACGUUGUUGUUUACUAGGGUACACAUAACCUGCGUUUUAUUUAAUUUUUCAUUUUAAUUUUUGACAAUAAAAUAUGUGUGACAGUGAUAACUCAGAAGAUCAAACUGAUCAAACUUGUGCAAAGAAAGUGAAACUACACUAUGGUAUACUACCAAGUCAUCAUUCCCAACAAUCAUCGCAGGGAUCACAACAUAUUCUUAUUGAAACUGGACGCCACCCUGAUCAUUCAAACACAAGGCAUACUAUCAAUCUUGUAACAACAAUAGAUGCUGUAUUUGUGAGAUAUCUUGAUGAUGUUCCGUCCAAUAUUUUUGUAAUGUACUUUAGUUAUCAUCGACCAAUCGUCACAGUAAUACCGGCAGAGGAAACAUCAAAUAUAACUAUUACUGAAAUCACGAAUGAAAAUAUUUAAAUUGUGGCCACUUGAUAUUAAUAUCGAACUUUUAUAUCACAUGUAAAUAAAUGUUUAUUAAAUAAAGUUACCAUUUUCUGUAAGAAAUUCGUAAUACUUCAUUUUUCCAUUAGGCUAUAUUUAAUUCCUGUAAUAAUAUCAUCUUAUAUGCAUAUUACUUGUACACACAUGAUGUUUCACA
Diachasmimorpha longicaudata is the source of this 1429-nucleotide messenger RNA. RefSeq lists its product as uncharacterized. The coding region runs from base 910 to 1248 and encodes 112 amino acids. The record is from RefSeq and is a predicted model, not a curated record. The transcript has 4 exons. NCBI's taxonomy places the organism in Eukaryota, Metazoa, Arthropoda, Insecta, Hymenoptera, Braconidae.